GUGGGUUGACAUCUCGGAGCACGUAUAAUACAACUUGGUUUAUAUAUAGGAUGUUCGUCUUAUUGGGCGAAUUAAAUUUUUGGACUUUUGAUAAUGACGUCAGUAUUAAGGAAACCGAUUUUGGAGCAUUCAGUUAUCAUGACAAAAAAAUCGAAAAUGUAUAUGAAGAGGGAAAAAUGUCUUACGCUAAAAAGCGUGGAAUGGUCUAUAUUCCACAGAAUAAAAAAGGAAAUAAAAUGAAAGAUUCUAUAAAAUAUUUAGAAGAACAAUUGAAUGAGUACUCUACUGUAUAUUGUCAAUGGUUUGAUUAUUGCACAAUGCAACUUAUGUUGAGUUCUGGUCUUUUAGUAUAUAUUCAAGUAAAUCUCACCUCUGGUGAUAUUCAAAAAAUUGUAUUUGAUAAAUAUUUAGUUGGAAAAUUGUCUGAUCGCUUAUCUGAUGCUGUUAUAACUAAAAAUUAUUUAAUUUGCACAUAUAAUGACUGUCAAGUGACUUUGGUAAACUUUUUGAAACCAAAGAAAAAUAUUUUUGAAAAAAUUAGUCAUCUGGAUCCAAAGCUAUCAACAUUUGAUUUAUGUGGACCUAGUGGACGCCGCUUGGGAAAAAAAAUAGAACAUAAUAAAACAGAAGAUUUGAUCUUGAUCUGGUGGAAAUCUACAAUGAAUGAAGUGUAUCCAUGGAGUCCAACAGUAAAAGAACAUGAUCGGGCUAAUGUCCACCUUUAUAGACUCACUGGUAAAAAUUUGGAAUUGCUCUGCUAUCUUAGAACAGAGUUUGAUCCUUUAUGUUUGCUAUUCAAUACCAUUUACAACAAUGUCAUCCAUUCUUUGGAACAGAAAGUAUCUCGCAAAGGAGAAGUUACAGUUGAGUGGAGAACAUAUGAAGUCUCACAAAAUGAUAAACUACAAAGAAUAGCAGUAGUAUCUAUACCACUACCAACACAUACCAGUUGCGUGAGAUUUUCACCUAAUCAAGACAUACUGUUAUUAUGUUGUAUUGACGGAUCUAUCACGCUUCAUGAUCAAGUAAAAGGCACAAAUAAUAGUAUAAAAGCAGCUUUCAUACCUACUUUGGCAUGUUGGCACACUGAUGGAAAUAUAUUUGCUAUUGGCAACGAACGCGGACAGAUUCAAAAUUUUGAUUUAGCAUUAAAUUCUAUAAAAAUACAAAUGUUAAGUGAGGAUAUUGCACCUGCUAACAUUGUAGACUUAUCUUCAUAUUUUAGGACGCAACCGGCUCUUAUGCGACUGGAGUGGUGUAAAAAAAAUGAACCAAAUGCUUUCGUAGAUUACUACAACCACGGAGAUGCGCUAUUCUUAUUACUAUUUGAAAGAGGCCCUGUUGCCAUUAUUAGAGUGGUUGAAGGAGCUAACUUUUCUGGAGAUAUCUUGGUGCAAAGAUACUUGACUUUAUCUCAAGUACAACAAGCAACUUGCCUCCUUCUUGCAAUGAACUGGGAUAUGAGCCCACGUGUUUGCAUGCACUCUUUGAAUCAAAUAGUUAAUUAUUUAUUUAAACAACCUUUAACGCCAGAUCGAGAGAAUCUUAUUCAAAAUGCAUUGGGAAGUUUUCAUGUCCCAGUAAAACCUUUGAACCAAUUAGUUAUCGAUGAAUAUGGCGAUGAAGUAAGAGAUUUGACUAGAAGAUUUUUUCAUCACCUUUUAAGAUACAGAAUGUUUGAAAAAGCAUUUCGUUUGGCAAUUGACUUGAACGAUCAUGAUCUUUUUAUGGACAUACAUUUUUAUGCAGUAGUACUAAAAGAUACACAAAUGGCAGUAGCUGCCAAAGAAAAAGCACAAGAAAUAAUAAGUAGAUGUAACAGUUGUAGCAGUUCACAUUCUAUUUGCUCCCGACCUUCAUGCUCACUUUGUUCAGAUUCUGGGAGUGAAAAAGAUGAGUCUUAUUCUGAAGAUUCUGAAAGUGAAGAUAUAUCAAAAAAGGAAAAGAUUCACUUUAAGGGUCCUUCAAAACAUAAGUAUUCUAGAAAUUCUCACAUUCGAGCUCCACCACUUCCUAUUCUUUAUCCUUCUAUUUACGAUAAUAGCGGUCUAAUGUCCACGCCUUGUCAUGAGCUUUGUAAGACUGAAACUAAUUUAAUGUCCACAUCUUUCAAUGUAUCAAACUACAAUAAUCCUCCAACUUCUUACAACUACUCUAUACCUAAUGUCAUUCCGAACACCUACUUGACCACAGUGCCUCAUGAAAAGCCAACUGCCUUCAGGUCAUUAACAAAUCCAGGAUACACACAGGCAAUGAGAAGUUAUGACAGUUUGCUAUCUCCGUUUAAAAGUCUUUCGAUUGCUAAUCAAUUGACCCCCAGUGAAGCCCAAUCAUCACUGAAUAGCAUGUCUUUAGAAAAUAUUGCAAAUUCGUAUCAAGUCGACAAUGUUACAGCUGAUAUUUAUACUAGUGCAGAAAUGGAACCGAGACCUUUGGAUGUCCAAUUGAUCUUAACGUCUUCCAUAGACAGUAUAAGUACUAAUGUAAUGACCACGUCUUUUAGUAAUAGGUUGUCAAACGUAAUUCCUACUUCGCACAACAAUUCUCACCUUAAUGCAAAUUUGGAUAAAAAUGAUGCAAAGUUAAGUGGAAUAUUAAUGCCGAGAAGUUCAAAAUCUUUUCAUUCUCAAUUGUCCAGUUCUGUGCAAUCAAUUAAUAUGGGAAUACAAACGAAACCCGUCAUAUCAUUAGCUGAACCAUUAGCCCUUUUUAAUUCGGGUAGUAAUCUCAUGUCGACUUCAUUUAAUGGACCUGACGAUCCUAAUGAUGACACUAACUCAAAUUCAUGUGAAAGUAGUACAAAUAGUAAUUCAACCUCUAACCAAAUACAUUCCAUAGGGAUACCGCCACCACCACCAUUAAUAACUGAUUCUUUAGCUAAUUACAUCCAUAAUUUGCCAAAAAAAAAUUAUGGAAUAUCUAAGAGUAGUCCUGGUUUAUCAGACAUUGAUAAUUCACUUUCAAAACUCCAGUAUACUAAACCAGUAAAUACAAUCCCUAACUUUUUACAUCAACAAAAUUCAAUUACAAAUAUUUUACAAAACCAUAAAAAAAAUAUUAAUUUACAAUCAACUCGUAAAUAUCGACUAGAUUACGAUCUCGAUUAUGUAUCUUUCCAUAAUAGUUGCGAUAAUCUCAGUACUCCACAUUCCAGUGUAAAUCACACAAAAUCAAACAGUUAUAACAAUACAUCGAAAUAUGAAAGUAGGUCGUUUAAAUUAGCUUUUACGCAUAGUAAUAUAAAUGGUAUCCCCAAUCGGGAACAUAAGUUGUCUUCCAACAUACCACCACUACCUAUUAUAAAUGACACUCCUUGUCCAGCUGAAAUCAACCCCUCCUCAUCUAUCACAACCGAAGUUUCAUCAGUUAUUACAGAGAAGCCAAAAGUUAAAUUUUCUGAUACCGUUACACAUAUAUUAGUACCUAAUUCCUGCUCAACAAAUCGUCCUAUUCAGAAAAAAUCUGUAACUCAAGCGCAUUCAAUGGAUCCAAAACGUGAGUUGGCUGAAAGCUUACCACUUUGUUUAGGCAAUGAAGAUUAUUUGAAGGAUUUCCAACCACUGUCAAAAGAUGGAUGUGGUGAAACGAAAAAUUCUCUUAAAAAACCGGAACCUGCCAAAAUCAAAGUAGUUCAUUUUGGUCUUCUAUAGUAUUAAACUGGUGCAAAGCAAUUACUAUUACAAUAAAGUAAAGCAGAACUUUCGUU
Messenger RNA from Phymastichus coffea, 3706 nucleotides. It is a transcript of the gene frtz, whose product is annotated as WD repeat-containing and planar cell polarity effector protein fritz. The record is from RefSeq and is a predicted model, not a curated record. Gene Ontology annotation, cellular component: axonemal basal plate. The transcript is spliced from 14 exons. Gene Ontology annotation, biological process: cilium organization; nervous system development; establishment of protein localization. Gene Ontology annotation, molecular function: protein binding. The coding region runs from base 51 to 3650 and encodes 1199 amino acids. NCBI's taxonomy places the organism in Eukaryota, Metazoa, Arthropoda, Insecta, Hymenoptera, Eulophidae.